Messenger RNA from Erythranthe guttata (spotted monkey flower), 2512 nucleotides. RefSeq names its product putative metal-nicotianamine transporter YSL7. NCBI's taxonomy places the organism in Eukaryota, Viridiplantae, Streptophyta, Magnoliopsida, Lamiales, Phrymaceae. The record is from RefSeq and is a predicted model, not a curated record. Gene Ontology annotation, molecular function: oligopeptide transmembrane transporter activity. Gene Ontology annotation, cellular component: membrane.
GUGAAACGUCAGUCCACACUCCCAAUUAAACUCCCCAAUUACUCUGUGCACUCACUUUUAACCAUUUCACACACACACACACACUACACACACUAAACCCAAUAACAAAUUCCCCCUUCUCCAUAUAAACUACACAAACCCACACCAAAACAUUUACAUCGAAAACCCUAAAAAUAAAAAAAGGGAGUCAAAAUUCCAAAAAACCAUGGAUAGGUCCUCAAGCAUCACCAAGAAAACCGACGGCGACGAAAACGAAAGGAAUAUCGUCAUUACAGCAGAACAAGAAGAUGCGAACAACAACGAUGCCGGAUCCAUAGAGAAGACGUUCGAAGGUACGGAGGUACCGCCGUGGCAGAAGCAGCUGACUCUGAGGGCGUUUGUUGUGAGCUUUGUUUUGGGAAUUCUUUUCACAUUCAUAGUUAUGAAGCUGAAUCUCACUACCGGUAUUAUCCCUUCCCUCAAUGUUUCCGCCGGUCUUUUGGGUUUCUUCUUCGUCAAGACUUGGUCUAAGUUUCUCGAAAAAUCUGGUCUCUUGAAACAGCCUUUUACAAGGCAAGAGAACACUGUUAUUCAGACCUGUGUUGUUGCCACCUCCGGCAUCGCCUUCAGCGGAGGAUUUGGGAGCUAUCUUUUUGGUAUGAGUGAAGUAAUUGCAAAACAAUCAACCGAAGCUAACGAUUCUCAAAACGUUAAAAAUCCGUCGCUUUCGUGGAUGAUCGGUUUCCUCUUUGUCGUCAGCUUCUUAGGCCUCUUUUCUGUCGUCCCUCUUCGUAAGAUAAUGAUAAUAGAUUUCAAACUGAUAUAUCCGAGUGGCACGGCAACUGCUCAUCUAAUCAAUAGCUUCCAUACUCCUCAGGGAGCCAAGCUUGCAAAGAAACAAGUCAGAACCUUGGGCAAAUUCUUCUCCUUCAGCUUCGUGUGGGCUUUCUUUCAAUGGUUUUUCACCGCAACCGAAUCUUGUGGAUUUAACAACUUCCCCACGUUCGGUCUUAAAGCCUACGACAACAGGUUCUACUUUGAUUUCUCAGCAACGUACGUGGGAGUAGGCAUGAUAUGCCCGUACCUUAUCAACGUAUCCUUACUAAUCGGAUCCGUACUUUCAUGGGGCAUAAUGUGGCCACUCAUAAAAGAACGAAAAGGUGACUGGUACUCGUCUGAGUUAAAAUCCGACAGCCUUCACGGCUUGCAAGGUUACAAGGUCUUCAUAGCUAUAGCGAUGAUCCUCGGUGACGGCCUAUACAACUUCAUUAAAGUUCUCGCCCACACAUUAUACGGAUUGUACAAUCAAUUCCAAGAAAAAAACAAAAGACCCGAUUUAUCUCAAUCAAGUAAUACUCCCGCUUUAUCCUACGAUGAUAAAAAAAGAACCCAACUUUUCCUCAAGGACCAAAUCCCCACAUGGAUUGCCGUUUCAAGCUACAUCGCAAUCGCAGUAAUCUCGUCCGCAACUCUUCCACACAUAUUCCGCCCACUCAAAUGGUACUACAUUAUCGUCAUAUACAUAUUCGCACCCGCUCUAGCCUUCUGCAACGCGUACGGGUGCGGACUCACCGAUUGGUCGUUGGCUUCCACUUACGGAAAAUUAGCCAUAUUUGUAAUCGGUGCAUGGGCCGGUGGGUCCCACGGUGGGGUCCUAGCGGGGCUAGCGGCGUGUGGUGUCAUGAUGAAUAUAGUCUCCACCGCCUCCGACUUAACACAAGACUUCAAGACCGGGUACAUGACCUUAGCCUCACCACGGUCAAUGUUUGUUAGCCAGAUAAUCGGUACCGCUAUGGGUUGCGUUAUUUCUCCGUGCGUGUUUUGGCUAUUUUACAAGGCCUUUCCCGAUAUAGGCCUUUCCGGUUCUCAAUACAAAGCGCCUUAUGCUCUCGUGUACCGAAACAUGGCGAUUUUAGGGGUGGAAGGGUUUUCGGCUUUGCCGGAUCAUUGCCUGACGUUGUGCUACGUGUUCUUUAUUGCAGCCGUUGUGAUUAACGGGGUUAGAGAUGCGGUCGGGGUAAAAUGGGCGAGAUUUAUUCCACUUCCGAUGGCUAUGGCGAUCCCGUUCUAUCUCGGAGGGUAUUUUACUAUUGAUAUGUGUGUUGGUAGUUUGAUACUAUUUGUGUGGGAGAAGAUUGACAAGGCGAAGGCGGAUGCGUUUGGACCUGCGGUGGCUUCGGGAUUGAUAUGCGGAGACGGGAUAUGGGCGUUGCCGAAUUCGGUGUUGGCUUUGGCUGGUGUGAAAGCGCCCAUUUGCAUGAAGUUUCUGUCUAGAAAGGACAAUGCUAGGGUUGAUGCUUUCUUGGGUUCGUGAAUAUUAAUUAAUUAACAUAUAGUACUAUCUAUAUGUAGUUGUCCGUGUAAAUUAAUUUAUUCUUCAAGCGUUUUACUACUAUAGAUUAUUAGUAGAGUACUUUGCUGCUUGGUAAUUGGUAUUAUAUGAUAAUAAUAAGAUUGUUUUCAGUUUAUAAAGUUUUAAGUGUACUUACGUUGCUUUCUUGUGGUAAGAACUUUCCAGAGAUGAAAAUUGACU